AUAAGACUUGCUAAACCUACAUACAAUUAGCUCUGAUUUCUCUGCGCUCAGUCGCUUUUUAGUUGUGAGACGAAUCGGAAUACAAAAUUGAAAUGAAUAUUUCAGCGUAUACGUGUAUAUUGACAGUUUUAUUGAUGACAUCACAAGUGAAUUGUUCGUGCCAAUUGGAUGAUCAAUGCAGCACUUAUUGCUAUCAGGUAGUGAAACCCCUUCUACAAUACGUCAACACGGUCUCAACAAUGACACAAGAAAAUAACGAGUUGCAGCAUACGGUAAAAAGGCAGGCGAAAACAAUAGAAAACUUAAAUGAAUUGAUCAAAGAAAAAAUCCAAUUGAAUGAUUCGUAUCAAAAUAACAAUGCCAAUCAACAGAGACGUAUUAAUCAAUAUAAAAUGCAAAACGAUUUUGUUAACGAUUCGGUAACAAGUCAGAUUCUAAAUAAUCUGAAUCAACAGGAGUUUCGCUCAAAGUUAAACCAAUUACUUGAAAGCCAUAGUCAAAAUGAACGGAAGCUUCUUGAUCAAUAUGAAAUGCAAAUAACUAACCUAAAAUCGGAAAUCAAGUCGAAAGAUGAAGAAAUUAAGGAAUUGCAAUCACAAAAUGCAAAAACUGAACCACUUCAAAAUAACAUAACUGCUUAUAAACAGUCAUCCAGUUGUUUUGGCAAAUCGACGGCGGUUCAUACGAUCCGAGUUCCCAUAACAAUGACAGUUUCAUGUGAAUCGAAGUUGCCUGGAGCUGGAACUGGAUGGACUGUUAUACAGCGACGUAAGGAUGGAAGCGUCAACUUUAAUAAAAAUUGGUUAGAGUACAAAAACGGCUUUGGAGAUCUGCGUGGAGAAUUUUUUAUUGGACUCGAGAAGCUUCACUUGCUAACACAAUCCCAGCCCCAUGAAUUAUAUAUAUCCCUUGGCGACUUUUCUAAUGAGACACGAUAUGCCAGAUACGACAACUUUCUUAUUGGUAACGAGACAGAUUUAUAUAGAAUAAUAGAACUUGGAACGUAUUCAGGCGAUGCUGGCGACUCAUUAGAGGGUCACACAUAUUAUAGAUUUUCAACACCCGAUAAAGAUUCUACCUAUAAAAAGUGUGCAUCCUAUUUCAGUUCAGGCUGGUGGUUUGUCGAUAACGGUUGCUAUUCUUGCAAUCUUAAUGGACAAUAUGUAGAAGAAGACAUUGCAGAGGAAACUGAUGGAAUUGAAUGGAGAGAAUGGAAAAUGGAUCAACUUUUGAAAUUUACACAAAUGAUGAUAAGGCCAAUAUCUGAAAGUAUUGCCUUUAAUUAAAAAUUUACAACUUUGACUGUUGCGGAUGGAAACAUUGAACAAAUUGUUUCACAUUGCAACUAUGCAACUCUAUUUUGUAUCAGAUAAUAUUCACAUGGGCUUACAUUUUAAAUCUUAACAU
Messenger RNA from Drosophila nasuta, 1407 nucleotides. RefSeq names its product fibrinogen-like protein 1. The transcript is spliced from 4 exons. The record is from RefSeq and is a predicted model, not a curated record. The coding region runs from base 93 to 1286 and encodes 397 amino acids. Lineage: Eukaryota; Metazoa; Arthropoda; Insecta; Diptera; Drosophilidae.